Molecule: messenger RNA, 2154 nt
Organism: Alligator sinensis (Chinese alligator)
Lineage: Eukaryota; Metazoa; Chordata; Crocodylia; Alligatoridae
Gene: NTAQ1
Product: WDYHV motif containing 1
Exons: 7
Coding region: 36-593 (185 amino acids)
Cellular component (GO): cytosol; nucleus
Molecular function (GO): protein-N-terminal asparagine amidohydrolase activity; protein-N-terminal glutamine amidohydrolase activity
Source: RefSeq, a predicted model, not a curated record
GGGCAGGCACCGCCGGGCCCCGAGCAGCCCAGCAAAUGCUGCUCCGUGAAGAAAAUGUUUGGAAGCUUUGUGAAUACAUCCAAAGCCAGGAUCAGUAUCAAUUAGAAGAAUUUUAUGUUAUUUUCAUAUCCAACGACAGAAAGAUGAUACCACUUUGGAAGCAGAGAUCAGGAUGUGGAGAUAAACCUGUAGUUUGGGAUUACCAUGUUAUUUUACUUCAUGAUUCCAGUGGAGACCAAAACUUCAUUUAUGACCUUGACACAGUGUUGCCAUUUCCGUGUCUGUUUGAUACUUACAUUGAAGAGGCUUUUAAAUCAGACGAUGAUAUUUAUCCGGAAUAUCGCAGAAAAAUCAGGGCAGUUCGAGCAGAUGUUUAUCUGAAGACGUUUGCUUCUGACCGCUCUCACAUGAAAGACAGCAGCGGAAAGUGGCUGAAGCCUCCUCCCUCUUACCCUUGCAUUGAAACGGCAGAUGCCAAAAUGAACCUGGAUGAUUUUAUCAGUAUGGAUCCCACUGUGGGAUGGGGCUCUGUGUUUCUGCUACCUGACUUCGUGCAUCAUUUUAGCAGACGAAAGGAGACAAAAGGACAGUGACCUCAGUAAAUGAUCUCUCCUAACAUACAUUUUUUUUGAACAAGAGUUGAAGCUUACAUAAUGGAUCAAACCAAAAUCAAUUCUAUAUCUGUACGACUCCAUAAGCAUAUCGUUACUGUCUUCUAUUCUUCAAGUGCCCAAAACUGUGCUAAACGUUUAAACCAACAGAUUACUUAAAGAAACCUUUUAGAAAGUACAUUUAUAAACUACCAAACGGUGUAGUUGGACUUGCUGAAUUACUGUCACACUAUUUUAGAGGAAAUAUAUGGGAUACUUGCUUUAAGUGAUAAUUAUAUCAUUAGCAAUUAUUGAAGUGAUCUGAUUAUAAGUUAGUUUUCUGUUUCUUGGAGGACUGUGGCAUCCUGGUUGAGAAUCACUAGUCUGGAAGGCCUAGGUGCCUAACUCUGGGUUUUGGAUUGUGAAUCUACUCCAAGUGCCAGAAAGUCUAAUUUGUAGGCUCUUAAAUCCCUUUUUAGAUUUGGUUCAGCAUUAUAACGCUUAACUUUUGGGUACUAACCUCCAGGCUAGAAUCCACAGUACUGAGGGAGGUACCCCACCUCCCCAUAUAACACAUGCAAAGAGUAAGGUGCUUAAGAUUUGUGAAUUCUGCAAAUCAACAUUAGAUAAUACAGUAAUCUUUGGUUCCCAGAGCAGAGCACGGACUCUAUAGAUCAGUGGUUAAGCAACUUUCCAAGGUCAUGGGAGAAUCAAAUUCUAGUUCAAGCUCCAAUUAAUAUUUGCAUGGAGUGGAACACUUGUGCUGAGCCCCAGAAUUCCUGAUAGCUCGGGGGUCAUGAAACUUUCUCCCUGCAGCUGCUUCGGCCCUGUGGCAGGGUGCUGCCUGGGUUGGGGGCUGCAGUGGAAAGGGUCUGGUCUCGUUGUCCAUGCAGCAGCUCCAGCCCUGUGGUACACUGCUGCCUAGCCAGGGGGGUAUGGGAAAGGGAUGCUGGGUUUCCCCUGCGAGCCACUGCUGACAGUCACCAGCUGGUGGGGCAGGGUGGGCUGGGGAGAAGGGCCAUUCUGAUAGCCUCCUGGGAGGCAUGCGGGAGUGCAGGCAGGCUCCAAGCUUCCCCCACUGAACAGCAAACAUCUGUUUGAUUCACUCAUGCUCUAACUUAUAGCACUUUAAAGCAUGAUACUUAAGAGUGCUUCCUCUAGGGUUUUUUUGAAUGUUUGUAUUUAGCCUAAGAUGAUGCCAAAUGUCUGCAUAAACAUCUGUGCCUAUUCUCCAAGGUGCGGGCCGGGGAGCAGUAACCUUGAAAGAUGUCAGUACCUGUGCACCCUACAAUUUUCUCUGCGAAAUCCAAGCACCUCAGAGAGAAGUAGCUUUCCAGUGCAGACUGGCUACAAGUAUUAAAGGAAAACUCUGUGCCUUUACUCACCCAGGAGAACACCUUGUGCCAUAGGUAGUUCCACUGGAAUCACGGAAACAACUUGCAUAGUAAGGUGCUACUCCCCAUGAGUAAGUAGCAGAACUAGGCUCUAAGCACUCAGCCCCUUAAACCUUUCCUUGGGCUCAUCUACACAUGCACAUCUACUGCACAGUAACCAAAAUUACUGC